AUGGAGCCAAAACAAGCACGAGAAGUAAAGGACAUAAUCACGCGUCCGCCCGCGCAUCAGAAAUACGAGACCAUUAAGAGGGCCUUGAUACAACGACUCGCAGUAUCACACGAACAACGCAUCCGGCAACUCUUAGAACACGAAGAGUUAGGUGACAGGAAACCAUCGCAAUUCCUACGUCAUCUAAGCACGCUCGCCGGAACGACGGUACCCGACGACCUUCUACGCACCCUCUGGUUGGGACGACUUCCAACACAAAUGCAAGCCAUCCUAGCUACGCGCACCCAGGAUAAGCUGGAGGACGUGGCGGAACAGGCCGACCGCAUAUACGAAGUCGGAAGCAGGUCGCUAGUAUUGACAACUACCGCGCCACAGCAGGCCACCGCACCCGCGUGGGAAACGCAGAUAGAGGCCCUACGCCAACAAGUCGCGGCCUUUACCACCAAUCUGGCACGAAGCAUGCCCAAAGAAAAGACCCGGAACCGCUCCAGAGGGCGACCGAGGGAGCGAUCGAGGAGCAGGACAAGGGAGAGAACCCCUCGGCAAGAGGGAGUAUGCUUUUACCAUCGGCGCUUCGGCAGCAAAGCCGAAAAAUGUACAAAGCCCUGUGCCUACAAACCGGAAAACGACGGGGGCAAUCGUUGA
This is a messenger RNA of Formica exsecta, 645 nucleotides long. RefSeq lists its product as uncharacterized. Bases 1 to 645 code for a protein of 214 amino acids. Lineage: Eukaryota; Metazoa; Arthropoda; Insecta; Hymenoptera; Formicidae. The record is from RefSeq and is a predicted model, not a curated record. The transcript has a single exon.